This is a messenger RNA of Aegilops tauschii subsp. strangulata, 1296 nucleotides long. The record is from RefSeq and is a predicted model, not a curated record. NCBI's taxonomy places the organism in Eukaryota, Viridiplantae, Streptophyta, Magnoliopsida, Poales, Poaceae.
AUGACCACGCAGACGCAAGAUCUUAGUCAGGCCCUUGUCGUGUCCGACAGCCAGUUUGCUUCAUCGUUUGUCGAGGACUCGCAGCCUAUGUCCGAGAUGGCACAUGAUUCAGAGGUGUUCGAGUCUGAUUCCCUCUAUGUGCCAGUAGUGCUCGUUGAGCCAACUACUGCUGCUGCUGCCGCUGCAAUCAAGCUAGCAGCAGCAAAGGCAAAGAAGGAUAGUAGGUCGAACAACAUGAAGUGGCAGCCGUUCAUGUCCACGUUCGUGCUGAACAAGAUGUGUGAGCUCAUCUCUAGUGGAGUUAGGACUAACAAGGGCUUUAAGGAGGUGCACUUGAACACCGUUGCGAAGCAGGUGUUCGAGUUCUGUGGGCAAGAGGUGUCUGCCACCCAGGUGUACAACCACCUGAGGAAGUGGAGAAGUCGAUGGAUCCAAGUGUCCAAGCUGAGAGACCUUAGCGGCGCCUCAUGGGAUGAGAACACUUGCUCCAUAGUUCUUGAGGCAGAGCACUACGCCGGCCAUGUCGCGGACCACCCAAGGGACAUUGAGUUCCUCAACACACCCAUCCAGAACUACAACCAGAUGCAGCACAUCUUCUCCUUCGGGCUGGCAACUGGGAAGCAUGCCAUGUGCUCGGGGGAGCCUCUUGGUUCUCCCAUGCCUGACUUCCCUGGGACCCCGGACGUCGAGAUCCUUGAUGGCCCUGACAAGCCCGCUGCGAAGCCCUUCGACAAGCCAUUUGACCCCGUUGAUAGGAAGAGGAAGAGAGGAGGCCUGAUGGAGGAGGAGAUCAAUGUCUUCUGCAGCAUGACUGAGGCGGUGAAGGAGGUGGCAACAACCAUCAGGGAGUGCAAGCCCCUCGACGUCCACCCUGACCUGUAUGGCGCUAUCAUGACCCAGGGUGGCUUCAGCGACGAGGCUCUCAUGGCAGCUCUCAGCCACCUGCUUGACAACACGGCCCAGGGUGUUGGGUUCGUUGCCAUGGCCGACGCUCACAGGGGCAAGUGGUAUGCCGUGUUCAUUGGUGAGGUUCCAGGGGUUUAUAGUUCAUGGGAAGAAGCCAAUGCACAAGUGGCAUCGUAUAGCAACAACAACUAUAGAGGGUUCAAGACUAAGCAGGCAGCAGAACAAGCUUACUCUGCCUGGGUGCGAAAGCACGGAGGCAGCAGUGUCGACAGUGCCAAGGUUGGAGCUGUCAAAGUGGAAGCUGCUAAGGUGGAUCAUCAGUUCGGCCUGAAGCUGAAGAACUUCAUCAUCUUCGCCCAGUUCGUCACCAUUGCUGUGUUGUGGCGUUAG